This is a messenger RNA of Dromaius novaehollandiae (emu), 4428 nucleotides long. It is a transcript of the gene DNAH14, whose product is annotated as dynein axonemal heavy chain 14. Bases 527 to 1591 code for a protein of 354 amino acids. The transcript has 10 exons. The record is from RefSeq and is a predicted model, not a curated record. Lineage: Eukaryota; Metazoa; Chordata; Aves; Casuariiformes; Dromaiidae.
CUGCUCCCUAACCGCAAGCGCUGUGUAAACCUGCGAGUCAAAGAAACGGUCUGCAAGCACACGCACGCAGACGGUGCCUGGGGCGAAGGAGGCGCCGCGGGCAGACGGCAGCACGACGCUGGCCGGGGGCAACGGCUCAGGCGGCGGCGCGAGGAGGCCGAGCCGCGCGGCGCGGCCAACGGUCGCCGCGCGUAGCCGCCCCCAACGGCCCGCGCGCCCUCGCGGCCGUUGCUGCGGCGCGGGCGGGGCGCGCGCCCGGCGCCUCGCCGUUAACGGUGGUAACGGCCAGCUCCGCGCGCGGCGAGCCGUGAGCAUAGUAACCUCCUGCCAUUGUGGAUACAACUUGAUCUAAAGAAGAUGGUGUAGUUUCCAGAAGAGAUCUCAGCUACUGGGAUGAGACAAGCCUCCUUUCUUCCAUUUCCUAAUUUUAAGAUCACCUGAGUGGACGGCUGACUGUGGAUCCUGGAGUCACAGGAGAAGAAAACUGAGCUCAAGGGAUCCGUGGAAUGAAAGCUACCUGCCCCAGAUGGAUGUGCAAAAAAAAAUGCUGAAAGAAAAAUUAAUGUCGCGUCUCCAGCCUGAACCAGAGAGGGCAGAGGUACCACAUGUGGUAAACGACAGGUAUAUUGUGUGUGAACAGGCCGAUGGCAGUGAGAAGGACAACAGUGAACUGUCAUCCUCAGUAAAGAAGAAAUACUCUAUUCUCCGCACAGCAGUUUACAGAGGAAGUACAGAAAGGAAACAAAAAGCAGCAAUGAAAGAACUCUCAAGAAAACAUACAGAGGGAAGAGAAGAAUCUCUUUGUCAGCCUACUAGAAUGUCAGAGCAUGAGACAGCGAAUCUAAACGAGAGCAUAAUACAAGUGGUAUCCUUAAUGUCACAGAAUGAAAAUUUGAAAACGACACUUUCCACAACUUCUACUAGCAAAGGAGUUCAGCAUUUUUUUGGCACAUCACCACCUUCUACUGUAUAUGAUAAUAUUAGGACUGAAAUGCAAACAGCUGUUUUGGAACCAAGUUGCAAUAAAAAGAUUUGUGAGCAACCAAAAGUUGAGAGAUCGACCAAUCAGCCUGUGAGGAAAAGAGUUCCAUCUUAUGAUAGAACAGAACCAAUUGAUGAUGAUGUUAUAAUGCAUAUUUUGAGGCUUCGAGGCAAACUUGGCUGGGAAACAAAUUUAUCAUCAUGUGAACAUUUAGCUAGCGAGGCUGAUGUGACCAGGCAUCAGAAGUUUGCAUUUGUGAAACCUUUAUUGCUAAAAGAUAGUGGAGAAUAUAUAUAUUGUCUUCGAAGAGACAGGAACAACUUUAAAGCUCCCUAUAACCCAUAUGAUUUACAAGCUGUCUCUGUGAAUACAGCUAGACAAAACAAAGAAUAUUGGACUGUUACAGCAUCGUUUGUGUCUAAGUUUUCUGCAGAGCAUAAAUUAGGAGAAAUAGAAAUGAUACCAGUACCACAAUGGCUGCGUGAAAGACAGCUGUAUUAUAAAUUACUCAAUUUUAAUUUAUUCUCCAAUUUUAGGAUGAAGAAAUAUUUUUUAGUCUGGAAAAUCAAUGUUAGAAGAAGCAAGGCAAAUAAGAGCGAGUCAAUUUGAAUGUAGGUUUUUCACGUGAAAAGAGUUAAAGUCAUACUUAAUCUUCUGAUGUACACUUUAUUAAUUUAGAACUUUCCUGAAAUAUUUAAUGAAACAAUGAUUAUUAUAAAAAUGCUAGAUUAGCUGUUGAUAACUGCAUGGAAGACUUUCUGUAAUAAAAAUUUUAUGAUAUGUUUAUCUUGUUGUGAAAAAGCCUGGAAUCUCAGUCUGGAGAAACCUGAGCUUUACUUUGAUGUUUGUCUAGUGCUAAGCACAGUAGAAUUUUGCUCCAUGACUAGGGAUUUUCGGCUAUAAAUAGGAUGAAAAUAAUUAUUAAUAUAGUGCUCUGUUGUAAAGUGAGAGUGAUUGUACCAAAUCCAGGCGCAAUAUAGAGUGAAUGAGAAGAUGGAAUUCAGUCCAUGCUGUUGAGGCGAGUAAAUAAAAUCCUGUCACACUUCAUCUUUUCUCCUUAUUGGCUUACAUUAUUAGCAUGUAAACAGUAUUUGUAGUAUGUAGGUUUGAUGAUAAAAAAAAGACUCUUCGCUUGAUUCCCCCCCCCCUUUUAAUGAGUAUUUAACCUAUAGGUGAGAUUAUUCCUACAAGUUUUAAUUAAAGUCUUGUGUUAGGAAGAGACUUCUUUCUGAGGUACUGUAGUGAAGUGGAGUCAGGUUCUGUGCUUCCGGAGCUUUAUAGAGUGUGCUUUCCUAAGGAGCCCGGUGCAACAUCCCAUUACGAUUUUCUGUGGCCUUUAUGCUUCAGAUGAGUUUUAUAUCAAAAUGAUUAGGUUUGUGCUGAGAGCAUAUGGAUUAAUCUUUCACUUGUACAUAGGGGUAAGGAACUAGGAAAGGUUUAUGUCCUUUCUUUUUCAUUUGAAUACUCAAGUGGAGAAGGCAUAAGCUAUCAGGUGGUCCUUUGUCUAAUUUUAGGGUUACUGAAAUGGGAGAGGUAUUAGAGUAAAUAGGGGUUUUAACUGCUGAAAAUCUGAAAACUGUCAUUUAUGGAAUUAAUCAUUAAAAACAAUUCAUGGUGAGUCAACUUCUGCAAAAAAGUAAUGUUCUCUCUUAACUAUUGAGUUAGUCAGACACAUGUUCAUUAGUUCAUACAUUAAUACUUAACCAAUACUUAGCUCUUUCCCUAAAAGCAAUAUUUUUGUAUGUGGAAAGCUUGUCAAAAUCUUACUAGGUCAUUUAAAGUGCCCCAACUAUGGAAUAUUUCUAGUAUGUUUUGUCAAAAUGAGAUUUGCAUAAUUCAAAUGAGCUGUCUUUUGAAAUGUUUGUAUGUCCUGAAUCAAAUGACAUUAAACUGUAACUAAUUUUUAAUUUAGAAAGUGGUCCUGAUGCUCUUCACACUUCAGCAUUUGAAUAAGCUGUUCCUGUAAACAAAGAUGGUGAAAGAGAGUCCAGUCCCUUCAGACUGUAUAGAUGUGUUUUGUUGAGUUUUUGUUUCUGUUUUUAUUCCUCAAUAUAUUGCUACUCAAGUGAAGAUGUUGGACCUUCAAGUUGGUAGGUUAGAGUAGGAUACUUCUCCAAAAGGAAAUCACAGAAGGACUUCGAAUGCAGUGCUGACUACUCGGCUUGCUUAUGCAACUGAUUGAUCAUUCUUACACUGGCUUACAUCAUUACCUCUUACAAAAAGCACUUCAAAAGUUGUUUUUAUUGUGUUGGAUUGUGUUCAAAUUCUUAAUUUCUUAAUUGUGCACCUCCUAUGAUCUGGGAUGUUGAUGUAAGGCGCUUUGAAGUUCACUUAUGUAAUAUGCAAGGUUUGCUAUGCUAUUCUUUGUUUAAAAGUCAAUAAAAAGGAUACCUUGAACAUAGACAGUGAAACACAAACACACUUGAACUUCAUGCUCACUGCUUAAAUGAGAGUGGGACUUGACUUGAAUUUUUAGUUUUGGAUGUGAAUUGCGAAUGCAGUUUUGUUAUGACACUCUGAUAAAAUUCGGUAUGUUAUGGCAUUAAGUCAUUUAUAUUAACGAUCAAUAUGUCUUGUUUGUGACUCUGAUCGAGUGUUUUUGUCUAUCUGACUUCAGUUAUUUUAUAAUUGGGAUUAUUUAAAAUUCUAAUUUAAAUUACUUUGAGGUGUACUGGAUGCAUAUUGUAGUGUUCUGCUUCAUAGUCAGAUGCUGUAGAUGCUAUCACAAUAUAAAUUGCAAUCAGUGCUAUUAAUAAUGCUGAAAUUUGCCAGAAGCUUUGAAAUAAUCUUAGCAAAAAAUGUGUUUUUCCAAUUUGCCAUAGAAAUUUUAAUAUUAAAAUUUCUACAAAUUUUGAUUAUUUCUGAACACUUGUAAACUGCCUGAAUGUUAUACCUUGGACAUCUUUUCACAAUACUUAGUGAAAUAUGAUUUUCUGUUCUGGUGUAUACCUCUUACUGUCCCAAAUAUGUUCUGUAUUCAAGUUUCUUCAUCAGUUAUGCAUAUCCCUUUGCACUGAAUACAAAUUUUGUUUUCAUCUUCAGCUCCUUAUGUGAUUCUACAUAUAUUGCAUUUUUCUUUCAUCUCAAAUCACUGUGCCUUUGGAUUAUUCUCCUUAGCAGUUUUGGUUUUUUACAUGUUCAUUUGGUUUUGCAUCAACUGCAAUAUAGAAUUUACUCUCUGUUGUCGAUAAUUAUGUACUGGAGAGGCAGAACAGGAAAGGUAAAAGUGUUUUUAACUAUUCAUGGUAAUCUUUCUCAUUUAUGUAUUGACUUGGUGUUUCAGGUGAAAUGGUCCUGUUCAUUGGAUGAGUUUUGUGAAGAAGGUCUGCAAAAUAAGCAAGCACGUAGUCAAAUACAAGCUUUCAAAGACAAGUGAUUGUAGCCAUUGAAAAUACUUUCUUAAAAGUAAUUAUUAAAAUUCAUUUGCAACUUUACUUUCAGUUUUU